GACUUAAAUAAAUUCCUCCGAGAAGUACAAUUGAAGUAAAUUGCACGUUUCAUUACACUAUAUACAACAAACACAACUAAGUUCUCAUCUGCAUCUUUUGGUCUUUCUCCAAUCUUGACCAUGGAGUACUCUCCUAGAGUUGUUAUUUCUCUGUUUUGCUCCUAUAUGCUUAUAUUGCUUACUACCAGUAGUACUGUGACCACUACAUUGGCUUUGAAAGACUGCGAGUUUCCGGCCAUCUUCAACUUCGGAGACUCGAAUUCAGAUACUGGUGGACUGGCUGCAGCCUUUCUACCAUUACCCGCACCUUAUGGAGAGACCUAUUUUCAUAUGUCAGCCGGAAGAUACUCUGAUGGAAGACUCAUAAUCGACUUCCUGGCGAAGAGUCUUGGUCACCCUUAUCUAAGCGCAUAUCUGGAUUCUCUUGGGACAAAUUUCUCGUAUGGGGCAAAUUUCGCCACUGCUGCUUCCACUAUCAGACUCCCACAUCUCAUUUUACCACAAGCUGGAUUUAGUCCCUUCUAUCUUGAUAUUCAAUACUCGCAGUUCCUGCAACUAAAAUCCAGAUCACAACUCAUAAGGCAACGAGGGGGAAUAUUUGCAAGUUUAAUGCCCAUGGAGGAGUACUUCUCCAAAGCUUUAUACACAUUCGACAUUGGUCAGAAUGAUCUUGGGGAGGCAAUACUCUCUCGUAACAUGCCUAUACAGGAAGUAAAUGCAUCUGUUCCUGAUAUAAUCACUGGUUUCUCAACUAAUAUCAAGAAAAUAUAUGACUUGGGAGCAAGAUCAUUUUGGAUCCACAAUACGGGGCCAAUUGGCUGUCUUGCUUACAUUUUGGUAAGAUUCCCAUCAGCUCAGAAAGAUGAGGCUGGUUGUGCAAAGGCUUACAAUGAAGUAGCUCAACAUCUUAACCACAAGCUGAAGCAGGCCGUAGUUCAACUCAGGAAGGAGCUUCCUUUGGCUGCAUUCACUUAUGUAGAUGUGUAUUCUGUCAAGUACUCUCUUUUCAAGGAACCUGCAAAGUUUGGAUUUGAGCUCCCACUUGUUGCUUGUUGUGGCUAUGGUGGCGAAUACAACAGUAGUGCAGGAUGUGGAACAACAAUCUCAAUCAAUGGAAGCCAAAUCUUUGUUGGUUCAUGCAAAACCCCCUCAACUAGAGUGGUCUGGGAUGGGAUUCACUACACCGACGCAGCUGCGAAAUUUGUUUUUAAUAAAAUCUCAACCGGAGCAUAUUCAGAUCCAUCCCUGUCCUUGAAGCAAGCAUGUCACAGGAGUUGAUCGAAAGAAGAACUUGGUGAAAUAAUGGACUUUCUUGUUUAGAUUACGUUUGAAUCAAAGAAAAUAAAUUAUCUCUCACAAUAACAUCAAAGUUGAUUAGCUCCAAUAUCGGAGUUGUAGUUUCAUGUCUAAAAAGAAAAUAAAUUAUAUCUCAC
Molecule: messenger RNA, 1433 nt
Organism: Fragaria vesca subsp. vesca
Lineage: Eukaryota; Viridiplantae; Streptophyta; Magnoliopsida; Rosales; Rosaceae
Product: esterase-like
Exons: 5
Coding region: 121-1278 (385 amino acids)
Molecular function (GO): hydrolase activity, acting on ester bonds
Source: RefSeq, a predicted model, not a curated record